This is a messenger RNA of Physella acuta, 2992 nucleotides long. RefSeq names its product akirin-2. Lineage: Eukaryota; Metazoa; Mollusca; Gastropoda; Physidae. Gene Ontology annotation, molecular function: transcription coregulator activity. Gene Ontology annotation, biological process: positive regulation of transcription by RNA polymerase II; positive regulation of innate immune response. Gene Ontology annotation, cellular component: chromatin; nucleus. The record is from RefSeq and is a predicted model, not a curated record.
AGAGGGUGCUUGAGGACGCUGGGGUGUGUGCUGACAGCACGCUAAGAAUUUGAAUUUGCUGACGUAGAGUGCAACUUCCUGUACGCAAAAGACAAUUUCAUAGUCCUGGCUACGGAGUAAUUCGUUGUUUUUUGAAGUUGACAUGUUUUGAACUGAAGACGAGGCUUGCAAGUUGACUUUAUGUCGGCCAUUGUAAACUAGAAAAAUUAUACGUAAUACAAGCGAAUGCCAUCCUGCAAAGCGAUUCAUCAAACUUUCUUCAUCUUCCCUGUGAAUUAAAGAUUGCAUCUUCUACAUUCAGAUUUUAGAUAUAUUUCUUGGAUUAAUUACACAGAAGGUGACCUAACGACUGCUUUAAAAACACAAAGCCGGUUCUCAUAAUGGCUUGUGGGGCAACUUUAAAACGUUCACUUGAAUUUGAUCCUCUGCACAGUCCUACACAAACGACUCCUAUUAAACGCAGACGAUGCAUGCCGUUGACGAUGGCCCAAACUGCACCACCUACCAAACUGCAUCAACUAAAUCCAUCUCCUUUCCUAGAUGUAUCAUCAAAGCUGACAAAAGAAGAAAUCGCUGCCAGAAUUGGAUCAGAGUUAAAAAGAAUGCAGAGAAGAAAGCAAUUAUUUUUACCUUCAGGAUAUCACAGUCCACCAUUAUCAACAUGUUCAGCUCUUGGCCGUCAAAGUCCACCACUUACUCUAGAUACCUUGACUUGUGUCAAUUCUUCCAAUGAUUUUCCAUCAACAUCACAGUCAGCUUCUGGGUCAUGUUCACCAAAGCAGAAAGAUGUACCUUUGUUUACCUUUAAACAAGUGGCUAUGAUUUGUGAACGAAUGGUUAGAGAACAUGAAGAAAAAAUAAGAGAAGACUAUGACAAAGUUCUGAAUAACAAGCUUUCAGAACAGUAUGAAGCAUUUUUAAAGUUCAAUCAUGACCAGCUACAGAAAAGAUUUGGAAAUGCACCUAUGAGCUAUGUUUCUUAAUAACAGAUGACCAUAAAACUUGUACAAAAAUCUGAUAUGUCAAAACAAGAAAAUCACCUGUGGAUUAUGAAGCUUGACUAUGUCAUUUCAAUUACCAUUGGAGUUGCUAUGGAAGCUUAUUUCAAUGGGCUGUUAGAAUCAAGUUAUAAGAUAAAUAGUAAUAUUUAAUCACCAAAAAGUUGCUAUUUAUUAUUAAAGAUAAUUCAUAUUUUAUAGUACCAAAACUAUUACUAUUGCUGCUAUGGUUUUUUUUUUUAAAUGUUAGGAUAGGUAGAUUAGAGAGAUAGCUAUAGCUGAAAGGUUUUCUUUACUAAAGAUUUAUUAAAAGAAUAGAUUAGUUGGUUAUAAAAAAUAACAUCUUUUGAGUUAAUCCAGCAAAUGUUCCACUUCAGUUCAACAUGUAAUGUUGCAGGACAAAGUGAUUUAGUCAAAUUUUUAAAAAAUAAACUUUUGGAUUUAAAAAUUAUUUUACAAAACAUUGUAUUGUUAUAUUAUUUUAUGGGUUGUGUACAUAUUCUGUUUUAUUCUGCAUAAACAUUAAAAUAAUUACUUUAUAACUUUAUAAAUUUCUUGAGUACAUUUUUGUAAUUACUAUUGAAAUAGCACUUUAAAAAGUUUAUGGUUAAUCAAUAUUUUACUGUUGAAUUUUAAAUUUGUCAGACUGACUGAAUUUAUAAUUCUGUUGCUUUGUAUAGCUUUUAUGGUGUCAGCAUUUUUUAAUUUUAAAAUUGCUGUCAUCGAGCAUUUCAGGUUUUUCUGUACCCUUGAAAACCUUUCCUGUUGUAUCAGAUUUAAUAAUUUGAUGUAGAAACAAUAUUUUGUUUUUAAUUAUUUAUCGUUUUGCUUGUUUUAUUUAUUUUUUUAAUUACUGAAUUUAAAUUUUGUUAUUAAUUUUGUAAUUUAAUUGUAACCAAAGCCAUGUUUAAUAUGGCUUUUAAAACAGCCCAUAGGUAUAAAUAAGAUGAGUAAGAAACUCAUUAAUUUAACUAACCAAAUAAAAAAGCAAGUUAAUGUCAUCUUAUUGUGAGAAUAAUUUUGGACAUCAUUUGCUAUUUAGUCAUCUGUUUCAACACGUGUCUAUAUUGUAAAUACAAUUUUGGAGCACAUUUUUUGUUUAACAGUUAAGUUCUUUGCUGUAAAAAAAAAGUAUGGUUUAUUUAAUGGGUUUUUAUUUUUGGUGGUUGGGGCUUAAGAUUUGAUUUACAAGAAAAAAUGUAAUAAGCAUGAGACAAUCUGUAAUUUUGUUAAGUAUGAUGUAAAAAAUUAUCCUUCGAGACUUCAAAGUAAAAAUCUGAAUAAAACAGUUGUUCCCAAAGCCAGUACUCCCAUAAAAUGACUAAUUUUAUGAUGUGUUCUUACGGGUUGUAAAUUUGGUUUGAAUGCGAGCAUUGAAGUGCAUUAAAACAAAUAAAAUUAGCUUUUGAAUGGUGUUUGUUUAAAUUUGUACAUACUUGUGCUAUUUGUUCUUAUCAAUUUGUAUACGAUUUUAAAAUGUUAUUGUUGUCAUUUAAAAAAUGUGAAUCCACUUGAAAAACCAUUUUAUGAAAAGUCCUUUAUGCUUAAAUAAGGAUGGUCUUUGCUCAUCUUAAUUUGAUCUUGAUGCUUCUGUUUGAAUGACUUAAUUCACAUUUGAGACUGCAAUUAUUCUUAUGCCUAGUUUCUUUUUUUGCUCUUGUAAUUUUUUUGAGUGUAUGGAUUUGUUGUGUAUGUGUAACUGCUUAUGCCAUUCUUACCAUGUUAUAAUUACAUUGCCUGUAACUUCACCAUGGAUUAUCAAUAUGAGCUGAUCAUUGUGUAUUCUAGAAUCUUGUAUAUGCAUACUUAUUAAAUACUAUGAAAACUUGUCAUUUUAAAAUGGGCAUUUCUGUAUACUGGCAAAUUUAGAAACAAAAACUCCAACAUUAUCUGCCAUGCUAUACAAUUUUAGAAAGUUCGUUUGGAAAUGUUGACUUCAUGGUGUUUUAUGUCAGGUUUUGAUACAAUAAAGAAAAUAAAGAAGUUUCCCACCA